CGGGUGGGGGCGGGGUGAGCGCGGAAUUUCUGGGACGCGCAUCUGACCGCGCAGUUUCGCCGCCUGAUCUGGGCGGACCGGGUCAGGGACCCGCUGGUGUGGUCUCCAUGGGUAUGUGUUUUCCCUGCCCCGGGGAGUCCGCGCCUCCCUCGCCGGACCCGGAAGAGAAAAGAGCAAAGCUUGCAGAGGCUGCGGAAAGAAGACAAAAGGAGGCUGCAUCUCGGGGAAUUCUGGAUGUUCGAUCUGUGGAAGAAAAGAGGAAGAAAAAGGAGAAAAUGGAAAAACAAAUGGCUACAUCUGGGCCUCCAGCAGAAGGCGGACUUAGGUGGACAGUUUCAUAAAGUAUAACAUGAGUGGAAGAGUCUACUGCCAAUAACUGUUCUAGUAUCUGCAAUCAAAUGGACUUCCUUAAUAUCUUCUUUUUUGAGUAAAUGAAGACUUAAACUUUGUAAUAUUAGUGCCCUUAAAUGCAGGGCUGAAUCUAUGUUGGAGAUGUCGUUAAAAACUCUUGAUUUUCAAACUUAGAGAAUGGCCAGACUGCUCAUUACAUAUUUAUCUUCCUAGAUUUGAUCUUCUUCAGGUACAGGGUGAUUUGCCAAUUUUUUAGUAGUUAAAACACAUACCGAACUAGUGAAUAAAUAUGUGCAUUGCAUGCAAAAAUUCUGUACUCAUCUCGAAUAUUAAAAUUUGCAGUUAUAUUUUUCUCCUUUAUAAAAUGACCGAGCUACUUACAGUUGUCCUGCUUAGCUUCACAUUCACUUUUAUUUCUCUAUGUGGAGACUUUUGCUUAAACUUAUGGACUUAGUGCCUUUAAACUGAUCAUCAGGGAAAAUAUUGAAAAAUCAUCUGAAGGGCUUAUGUGAAUGAACUCUGUAGACACUGUACAUUUUUGUAACUUGCCAAGUAAAGAAUAUUUGUAGGCAGGCGUUGAGAUUUCUCCUCAUUUAUUUCCUAUUUCUGUAGCUUACAAAAUUAGCAUAUCAUGUUUUCCACUAUAAUAAAGUAUUUUUGCUUGCUGAAUUUAAAAUGAUAUAUUAAUGGUACCAUCAGAGGUUGGUGAUGUACUGGUGUGUAAUGUUGGAUUCAGCUCUAUUUAAACAUGUUUGUAGUAACUGAGUUGAACUAAGACUCUAGAUGGAUUAUAGUGAUUGGUAAUUUAUUUGUCAAAUUUCCUAAGCAUUUUUAUUCUUUUGUAUUUAUUAAAGAAUGAUGAUUAGACUUAAACAGAUGUGACAUUGCCAAAGUAAGUUUGGUAUGUAGGUACUAUAUUUUUAAAAAGGUCUACUUCAAACAUAAAAAUAUUAAAAGAUAACUACGCAAUGCAUAGUUAUAAACUUUAUAGAUUUUUGUUGAUUAAGAACAUGAGUUUUAAUGGCAUUUAUUUUGUUUUUAAUAUAUAAUAAGCCGAAAUAGAAGAAUUGCUAUUAGCUUUUAUGCGUUUUAGAGGUUUUUGCCUUGGUUGGGGUGUGUGCACUCCCCAGAGAGAGAGACAGAGACAGUGAGAAGGAAA
Tupaia belangeri chinensis (Chinese tree shrew) is the source of this 1510-nucleotide messenger RNA. It is a transcript of the gene SVIP, whose product is annotated as small VCP interacting protein. The transcript is spliced from 4 exons. Gene Ontology annotation, biological process: positive regulation of autophagy; negative regulation of retrograde protein transport, ER to cytosol; negative regulation of VCP-NPL4-UFD1 AAA ATPase complex assembly. Lineage: Eukaryota; Metazoa; Chordata; Mammalia; Scandentia; Tupaiidae. The coding region runs from base 108 to 341 and encodes 77 amino acids. The record is from RefSeq and is a predicted model, not a curated record. Gene Ontology annotation, cellular component: endoplasmic reticulum membrane.